AUGGAAAGAAGCAGUCUCCAACAGCAGGCUUUUCUCCUUUAUUUUCUGAGACCCUCUAGGUCAAGAACUUCCACCUCUCCCUUAUAUUUUCCUCUCCUUGCUGCCCCAAAUCCUGGGGAAAAGAGACAUAUUCCUGCUCACUGUGCAUCACCUGCAAAACAUUCACAUCCUCAUUCCAUUCCACUCAGAGAAGAAGUUCACAAGCAUCUAAUUUGUUUAUUUAGAAGUCCGCACGGAAUCUGGGAGCAACCUUCACAUCCUGAAAUGGGUAAAUCACUUUGUCUCCAAAAAGAGUUCCAAACUAGAAUCCACAUGAACUGUGGCUCACCAAGAUUCUUAUCUCCACAUGCCAUCCACUUCCUAACUGUGGCAAUUUUGCCUGGGGAAUUAUCGCCUGCAGUAAUGGACUCCUUCUUUCACCUUUGCCUUGGUCCCAGGUCUCUCUGGCAAGAUGAAGAGUGUCUUCACAGCCCACCUGAGAACAGGUGGUGGGGAGCUGUUGAUACAUCACUUGGAAAGUUGUUUGCUUCAGGGCCCCUUCUUACCAGUGGCUUGGGGAGUUCCAACUGUGAAGAUAUUAAAAUAUCUCAUUCUGGAGGUGAACAAGUCCAAAAGUCUGCUGUCUCCUACUCAACAUAUGACUUUGGGUGCCUAUUUCCUGAUAUAUGUGGGAAGAGCAUCCCUCUGUUUUUCAGCAGAAGCAUGAAAAGUUGGGCAUUUUGUAGCGAUGAUUCCGCCAGAGCAAAAAAGCAAUCUUUCAUCUCUCUUUCCCUCAGUUACUCUGCUGUACAAAAGGUUUGGCAAGACUCAAGCAAACAAGGCCCCCUGUACUGUAAUUGCUCCCCCUGGUCCAAGCAGGUGUGGCUUGUAGGUCUGGUUCUACUAUUGUUGGAUAGAUCCUGGUUCCUCCUGCAAGUUUUUAACUUCUCACGGCUAAGCACUGUCAACGUAUUUCAUUUUUUGUUACAUUUUUCCUAUUUAGUAUUUACUUUGUGUUUGGAACGCUGUGGACACUCAAUCUGGGAAAAAGAGGAGAGCCAAGACAGGGCUACCAGUGAGUGCCAAAAUCUGUGCUUCUGUGUAAUUGUUCCUGCUGCCUGUUGCUUAAAUAAAAUAAGCAACAAGAAGACAUCAGAGAUACAGAAACAAUAUUUACAGGCCCCAGGCAUGGAAGAGCUGAUAUGGGAACAGUACACUGUGACCUUACAAAAGGAUUCAAAAAGAGGGUUUGGGAUUGCAGUUUCCGGUGGCAGAGACAAUCCUCAUUUUGAAAAUGGCGAAACGUCCAUAGUUAUCUCAGAUGUCCUCCCAGGUGGCCCAGCAGAUGGAUUACUUCAAGAAAAUGACCGGGUGGUCAUGGUUAAUGGGACCCCAAUGGAAAAUGUUCCCCAUUCUUUUGCAGUGCAGCAGUUAAGAAAAAGUGGGAAAGUGGCUGCCAUUGUAGUGAAAAGACCACGGAAAGUGCAGCUCACCGUUCUAAGGAGAAGCCCCUCUCUUGACCAUGAUGAUAGAGCUUUCGAUGUACUGGAUGACCCAGCAGAGUUUGAUGGCAGGAGUGCUCGAAGUGGCUAUAGUGAUCGGAGCUGGCAUAGUGGCCAUGGAGGUCGCAGUCAAAGCUGGGGAAACAGCCCUGAUAGGAGCUACCGAAGAGAUCAAGAUAGAGGGCGCAACUACAGGAGAGACCACAGCAGGGAACGCAGCUACAGCCGGGAUGGAAGUCGUGGCAGGAGCAUCGACAGGGAGAGAAGCUUGGACCGAGAACGCAGAAGAGACCGGAGCAGGGGCAGGAGCAUCGACAGGGAGAGAAGCUUGGACCGAGAACGCAGAAGAGACCGGAGCAGGGGCAGGAGCAUCGACAGGGAUGAUGGCUAUGAACGUGCCGCUGGUGACUACAGCCCACCCAGGGAUUACAGUCACAGACAUCAGCCUGACCCUAGAUACGACCAGGAAGCAAGGAGUCAUAGUCGAGACAGACUGAAUUCCCACAGCCCCUUGCUUGAACCACGACGCCAACAUGAGUACCCAGGACAACAGGAUAGACCUAUCAGUGUUCUCCUAACAAAAAGCAAACCGAAUGAAGAGUAUGGUCUCCGACUUGGAAGUCAGAUUUUCAUAAAAGAAAUGACCAGUACUGGCCUGGCAACUAAAGAUGGUAAUCUGUAUGAAGGAGACAUAAUACUCAAGAUUAAUGGUACAGUGACAGAGAAUAUGUCGCUAGCUGAUGCCCGAAAAUUGAUUGAGAAAUCACGAGGAAAACUCCAGUUGGUAGUCCUCAGGGACAGAAAACAGACACUGCUCAACAUCCCUUCAUUGCAUGACAGUGACUCAGAAAUAGAAGAUAUUUCUGAAAUUGAGUCAAACCGAUCAAGCUCCCCUCAAGAUGACCAAAAAUUGCAUCACUCUGAUUUCGACUCUCAUUCCUCCAAUGAAAAACUAAAGGAAAAGCCAAAUACAAAAGAGGAUCCACCCAACAGGUUGUCCAGGAUGGGAGCGAUGCCCACGCCUUUUAAAUCAACCAGUGAUAUAGCUGCUGCUGUCAUAGUCACCGAGACAAACAAAGAACCAAAGUACAAAGAUGACCCGCCAGUAUUUCAACCAAAAGUAGCCCCAAGAACCUUUCUUCGGCCUAGUCCUGAAGAUGAAGCAAUAUACGGUCCUAAUACAAAGAUGGUAAAAUUCAAGAAAGGAGACAGUGUGGGUCUGCGGCUGGCAGGUGGGAAUGAUGUAGGGAUAUUUGUCGCUGGAAUUCAAGAAGGCACCUCAGCUGACCAGGAGGGGCUACAGGAAGGAGAUCAGAUUCUUAAGGUAAACACGCAGGAUUUUAGAGGCAUUGUGCGGGAGGAUGCUGUUCUCUACCUGUUAGAAAUUCCCAAAGGUGAAACUGUGACCAUUUUGGCUCAGAGCAAAUAUGAAGUGUAUAGAGACAUAAUGGCCUGUGGCAGAGGGGAUUCAUUUUUCAUAAGGAGUCACUUUGAAUGUGAGAAGGAAUCUCCACAGAGUUUAGCAUUCACCAGAGGGGAGAUCUUCCGAGUAGUUGAUACACUGUACGAUGGCAAACUGGGUAACUGGCUGGCUGUGAGAAUUGGAAAUGAACUGGAAAAGGGCAUCAUUCCAAAUAAAAGCAGAGCUGACCAGAUGGCCAGUGUUCAGAAUGCCCAAAGAGAUGGCUCGAGUGACAGGGCAGAUUUCUGGAGAAUGCGUGGCCAACGAUCUGGAAUGAAAAAGAAUCUGAGAAAGAGUCGUGAAGAUCUGACAGCGAUUGCAUCUGUUAGCACAAAGUUCCCAGCCUACGAGCGAGUUCUGCUGCGAGAGGCUGGUUUUAAGAGACCUGUGGUGAUAUUUGGCCCCAUUGCAGAUCUAGCGAUGGAAAAGCUGUCAAAUGACUUGCCUGAUCUGUAUCAAACUGCCAAGACAGAACCCAAAGAUGCAGGUUCAGAGAAAUCAACUGGUGUGGUGCGUUUGAACACUGUGAGGCAAAUUAUUGAGCAGAAUAAACAUGCUUUGUUGGAUGUGACUCCUAAAGCGGUGGAUCUGUUGAACUAUACCCAGUGGUUCCCAAUUGUAGUCUUCUUCAACCCAGACAGUAAACAGGGUGUGAAAACUAUGAGACAAAGGCUAAGUCCCACAUCUAACAAGAGUUCCCGGAAGCUUUACGAUCAAGCAAAUAAGCUGAAGAAGACUUGCUCCUAUCUUUUUACAGCUACCAUCAAUUUGAAUUCAGCCAAUGAUAGCUGGUACGGCAGCCUCAAAGAUAUAAUUCAGCAACAGCAAGUUGAAGCAGUAUGGGUAUCGGAAGGAAAGAUGGAAGGAAUGGAUGACGACAUGGAAGAUCGCAUGUCAUACCUAACAGCUAUGGGUGCUGACUACCUGAGCUGUGACAGCCGCUUGAUCAGUGACUUGGAAGACACAGAUGGAGAAGGAGGUGCAUACACGGACAAUGAGCUUGAUGAGCCAUCAGAUGAACCAAGUGUUUCCUCUAUUAGCCGAUCUUCUGAGCCUGUGCAGCAUGAGGAGAGUAUAAGAAAACCCAGCCCAGAACCAAAAGCUCAAAUGAGAAGGGCUGGUAGCAGAGAGAUACUUAGAGAUCCCAGCCCACCUCCAGCGUUCAAGCCCGAGCCACCUAAGGGUAAACUACAAAACAAAGAGGAUGUAUAUGACUUUCCCAAGAACUAUGACUCCAAACCAAAUAGCUCUAGCACUGUCAGCAAUGAGACUUCAGCCGUAUUAUCCAAGGCAGCAGCACCUCCUGUUUCUGUGAAACCUGCCUUUGGGCGUCCUAUACUGAAGACCUCUCAGCCAGCAGUUUCAGCCGCAGAGGAGGAGGAAAAGGCAGAGGAAGAUGUAGAUGGACGAGAGAAUGCUCCAAAAUCUGUACUGGGGAAAGUUAAAAUAUUUGAGAAGAUGGAUCACAAGGCAAGGUUGCAAAGAAUACAGGAGCUACAAGAGGCACAGAAUGCCAGGCUGGAAAUAGCCCAGAAACACCCAGAUAUCUAUGCUGUCCCAAUCAAAACACAGAAGCCAGACCAGAACUGGCCCCAACCCAUGAGUUCCAGACCUCCAGAGCCUCAGAAACCCCCUGCCAGGCCUUACCUAGAAAACCGAGGAAGUUAUGGCAGUGACGCAGAGGAGGAAGACUACCGUCGGCAGCUAUCAGACAACUCCAAGCGUGGAUAUUACGGACAGCCAUCCAGAUAUAGGGACACAGAAUUAUAGACUCAAUAGCACAUGCAUCUGUAAUGCUCUUUUGAGACUCUUUUCCUUCAACAGCCAAAAUGGAGUUCUGGUUAGUUAUAAAGUUAUAUUUUUGUUGGAGGUCAUAGGGUGGUCUACGGGAACUUGGACAUAUCCACACACUGGAACUGGAGGACUUACUUUUUGAGACUAUUUUGAGUAUCUAAGAAAAGAAAUCACUUUUGCCUGAAUGUUGUUGCCUGUUUUAUAAGGACCAAUACCUAUUUGAAAGCUUGUAUUAAUUCUUGGUAUUUUCAUAGUUUAACAUUUGUUAAAAAAAUUUAAACUUUUUUCUCUUACUUAAAACUGCUUUUUUAGACUGUUCCGCUGUUAUGAAAAUGUGAUCAAAGACAUAACACUUUUUAAUGCAAGAACUAAAUUAAAAAAAGAACUAUAAGUGCCUUUAACAAGAAGUGUCUUAAAUUGUUCAUAUUGAUAUCUGACACUUGUGCAAAGCCAUAAUUUACUAAAGGGUGUUUUACUCUGUUGCCUAACUUUUGUAUCUGUUUCAUGGCUAUAAUUUCCCUGAUACGUUAUUUUUCUAAGAUAAUAGAUCGGUAUACUGCUUUUCAUAAAUAUUGACUGUACAGGGGGAAGGUGUGUACCUUUGUAUACUAGCUUGUAUGAGGCCAGGAAGGGUUGAAAUUGAGAAAAUGAUGUAGAAAUUCAAUUAAUUAUGUCUUUAAAUUGAUAUGGACCACAAAAUAAUAAAUGGAUAUAUUCUAGA
Chrysemys picta bellii (western painted turtle) is the source of this 5458-nucleotide messenger RNA. RefSeq names its product tight junction protein 2 (gene TJP2). Gene Ontology annotation, molecular function: cell adhesion molecule binding. Gene Ontology annotation, biological process: positive regulation of blood-brain barrier permeability; protein localization to cell-cell junction; cell-cell junction organization. The record is from RefSeq and is a predicted model, not a curated record. Lineage: Eukaryota; Metazoa; Chordata; Testudines; Emydidae. Gene Ontology annotation, cellular component: bicellular tight junction; plasma membrane.